This is a messenger RNA of Macrosteles quadrilineatus (aster leafhopper), 664 nucleotides long. Its product is annotated as peptidoglycan-recognition protein SB2-like. The record is from RefSeq and is a predicted model, not a curated record. Lineage: Eukaryota; Metazoa; Arthropoda; Insecta; Hemiptera; Cicadellidae. The coding region runs from base 37 to 618 and encodes 193 amino acids. Gene Ontology annotation, molecular function: zinc ion binding; N-acetylmuramoyl-L-alanine amidase activity. The transcript has 4 exons. Gene Ontology annotation, biological process: peptidoglycan catabolic process.
ACUUUUGAAUUUGUUUGAUAUGUUUUAACACACAAUAUGGAUAAGAAGUUCUGGAGGGACAAGCCAAGACCUAGGAAGGUUAUAGAUAAAGUUGCGAUCAGCAAGAGGAAAGAAAGAGGAUGGAUAAAGAACAUCCCACUCGUACCCUUGGUGAUCGUUCGUAGGGACGAGUGGGGUGCGAAGGAUCCCAAGGUAGGUACGGGGGAAGAUGUGACCUCCAUCCGGCAUCCAGUUAAGACGAUAAUCAUCAGCUACACCCGUCAUGAGAUGUGCGAUGAGCAACAUGAGUGUCUGAGGACCGUCAGACAGAUGCAACUGGACGACAUGGCGUCGGGCCUUCCAGACAUACGAUACAGUUUCGUUGUAGGUGGAGACGGAAGAGUGUAUGAAGGAAGAGGCUAUCACUACAAUCCCGCUAAAAGUGAAUGUCUUCCAGAAUUUUUCACCAAGGCUUUGGAAAUCGCCCAUGUCGGAAUGCAUGGAAAGCAUCUUCCACAGUACAUGGCAAAAUUGGCCUACGACACAGUAAAAAGAGGAGUGGAAAACGGAUACGUUGAUGAGAAGUGGGAGAUGGAACUAGACUUGUAUGAUGCCGCUGCUGAAGGAUAUAUGGAUUGAGCUGCAAUUAAAAAGUGCAUAAAAAAAAUAUCAAUAUGUUUAUCUU